GACAAUUAAAAACAUAGUGACAACUGAAAACAUAGUGACAACUGAAAACAUAGUGACAUCUGAAAACAUAGUGACAACUAAAAACAUAGUGACAACUGACAAUAUAGUGACAACUGACAACAAACUGACAACUGAAAACAUAGUGACAACUGAAAACAUAGUGACAGCUGAAAACAUAGUGACAACUGAAAACAUAGUGACAGCUGAAAAAAUAAAGACAGCUGAAAACAUAGUGACAACUGAAAACAUAGUGACAGCUGAAAACAUAGUGACAGCUGAAAACAUAGUGACAACUGAAAACAUAGUGACAACUGACAACAUAGUGACAACUGAAAACAUAGUGACAACUGACAACAUAGUGACAACUGACAACAUAGUGACAACUGAAAACAUAGUGACAACUGACAACAUAGUGACAACUGACAACAUAGUGACAACUGAAAACAUAGUGACAACUGAAAACAUAGUGACAGCUAAAAACAUAGUGACAGCUGACAACAUAGUGACAACUGACAACAUAGUGACAGCUGAAAACAUAGUGACAGCUGAAAACAUAGUGACAGCUGAAAACAUAGUGAUAGCUGAAAACAUAGUAUGUAU
Candidula unifasciata is the source of this 600-nucleotide messenger RNA. The record is from the annotation of a GenBank genome assembly. Lineage: Eukaryota; Metazoa; Mollusca; Gastropoda; Stylommatophora; Geomitridae.